AUGGCCACCACCGCUGCUACCACGGCGACGUUCCACCCGUUUCCGGACCUUCCCGCCGAGCUCCGAACUCGAAUCUGGGAGCUGACCGUCGAGCCCCGCGUCGUCGACGUGCGCGUGGUCUGGCACCAGCCAAAUCCCACCAACGUGGAGGGAUCCGAGCCAGGACUGCGUACGACGGACUGGACCGUCAAGCGUCCGCCGCCGCUACGCCACCUGCGCUCGUCUACCCCGACCCCGGCCCAGCUGCGGACUUGCCGCGAGGCCCGCGAGCACCUGACUACAUGCCCUGAUACCAAAUACCGGUACGACAAGGCCUUUUCAGACAUCACCACGACACCCUACGACGGGUUCGACCCCGUGCCCGAGGGUGACCCGGAGCGGGAGCGCUACGUCUGGUUCAACUUCGAUCGCGACAUGCUCUCCGUCGGAGACACGGACCUGAGUGACUUCCGGGCUGUUGCCCGCCAUAUCCGCCGGCUGCGGCUUAGGCGAGCCCUCUCGGACGAGUACUUUUCCCGCACCGAAUCGCUGUUGAUCGGCAGACUAUUUAAGAACGUUGCCGAGCUUCAUUUCAUCUGUUUAGACGGCAUCAGGUCCGGCUACUCGGUGACUGAAGAUAUGGAUCUUCCCUGCGGGCCCGAGAGCGUGUAUUUUAUUGACCUGGAAGAAAUUGGCGGGACCAUGAUGAACAGCGUCGAUCUGGAUACUAUGUACAUCAAGGAGUGUGAGGAGCUUUAUGGGUCGGAAGAAGAAGACUGA
Messenger RNA from Colletotrichum navitas, 759 nucleotides. RefSeq lists its product as uncharacterized. NCBI's taxonomy places the organism in Eukaryota, Fungi, Ascomycota, Sordariomycetes, Glomerellales, Glomerellaceae. The record is from RefSeq and is a predicted model, not a curated record. The coding region runs from base 1 to 759 and encodes 252 amino acids. The transcript has a single exon.